AUGAUCAACGCUGUUUUUGGAAAAACGAUGGAAAAUGUUGGAAAAUACAGAGAUGUUAAAUUAGUUACCAAGUGGGGAGGACGAUACGGUGCCAGAUCUUACAUAGCAAAAUCAAAUUUCCAUAGUUGUACGAUUUUCGAUAAAAACAUGGUCAUAAUUGAAUUGACUAAAACAAAAAUGAAACUAAACAAACCGAUAUACAGCGGACUUUCUAUUCUCGAUCUUUCCAAAACAUACAUUUACGAUUUUCAUUACAAUUAUGUGAAAAAAACUUUUGGAGACAAGGCGAAAUUGUUGUACACGGACACGGAUAGUCUUCUGUAUCAUUUCACCGUUCCCAAUAUAUACGAAUGUAUGAAAGCUGAUUUAUACAAAUUCGACACCUCCGACUAUCCUGUAGAUAAUGUUUAUGAAAUGCCGUUGGUGAAUAGAAAAGUUGUGGGACUGAUGAAAAAUGAAACCAACGCAAAAAUAAUUACCGAAUUCAUAGGCUUGAGAGCGAAAUUGUAUUGUUUUAAAGUGUUAAACGACCAUGAAGACAAAAAACGCGCCAAAGGGGUCAAAGGGUCAACUUUGAGGACAAUAAUUUUCAACGACUACAUGGAAUGUGCUUUGCAUCAGCAAAACUUAGUGAAAAUUCAGAAUUCAAUUAUAAGCAAAAAGCAUGAGGUCUAUAUGGUGUAA
Molecule: messenger RNA, 684 nt
Organism: Athalia rosae (coleseed sawfly)
Lineage: Eukaryota; Metazoa; Arthropoda; Insecta; Hymenoptera; Athaliidae
Exons: 2
Coding region: 1-684 (227 amino acids)
Source: RefSeq, a predicted model, not a curated record